Cylas formicarius (sweet potato weevil) is the source of this 1972-nucleotide messenger RNA. It is a transcript of the gene SerRS-m, whose product is annotated as serine--tRNA ligase, mitochondrial. The record is from RefSeq and is a predicted model, not a curated record. Lineage: Eukaryota; Metazoa; Arthropoda; Insecta; Coleoptera; Brentidae. Bases 382 to 1680 code for a protein of 432 amino acids. The transcript is spliced from 3 exons. Gene Ontology annotation, cellular component: mitochondrion. Gene Ontology annotation, biological process: mitochondrial seryl-tRNA aminoacylation. Gene Ontology annotation, molecular function: tRNA binding; ATP binding; serine-tRNA ligase activity.
AAUUUUAUCGAUUACAUCAAAGAUUGUUACCAUAAGUCAUUUAUAUGUCAUAAUGUUUUCAUAAUAAUGAAAAUAAAUCUUAAAAUACUUUGAAUUUCUAAGACAUGUUUGAAAAUUUAAUGUCUUCCUUAACCUACUUCGAACGUUUUUGAACAACUCAGUUCAUCUUCAUUGACUACUAACUUGCAUUGUGAAACAGCCAAAUAUUAAAUAACAACAAUUUUCUCGUUUAAUCGAGAAAAUGUAACAGUUUGGCAAUGUUGUGCGGCUGUGUUUCAUUAUACUGUUUUUCAUUUUGUGAUCACAGUUAAAUAUUCCCCUUGUUCUAUACAGCUGAACUGCAAAAUAGCUCAAAUAUUACAGACGUUUAGGUUGUGCCUUAUGAAUCAAAUCAAGAAUUUCGGAUUUCCGAAUAAUUGUGGAAAGCUAUGUCAGAUAUUUCGCUGCCUAAGUAGCGGUGCUGAGAAUAACAUCCUAAAGUCGAUAAAUAAAGAGUAUCUGUAUAACACAAACGAACUUAAAAAUAUCGAGGAGAACAUUAAGAAGCGAAAAGGUGUGGGAAAUAUAAAACUAGUUGUUGAAUUAAAGAAUAAACUUAGCAAUCUACACCGAAAUGAUCAAAAAUUUGCUGAAAUUACUAAUCAAUUAAUCAAAGAAUUGUUACUGAUUCCAAACAAAACACAUCCAAAUGUUGUCAACAUGGGUAAUAAACCCAAGCAGUUAAGGCAAGUAGGAAAAUUUCCUGAAUUUAAUUUUAAGCCAAAGGAUUUUCAUGAUAUCACAAAGAGACUCAAUAUGGUUAGAACAGAGCAUUUAGGCAACUUAUCUGGAAAUAAAAGUUAUUACUUACUAGGAGAACUUGCAGAAUUAGAGUAUAGCAUUAUAAAAUACUUUACAAACAAUUUAUUAGAAAAUGGUUUUGAAUUGAUAUUAGUACCUGAUAUAUUACCCAGAUCUAUCAUUGAAAACUGUGGUAUGAACACAAGGGGCGAAAGAACACAGGUGUACACUUUAGAUCCUAAUUUACACAAUGCAGACUUAUGUUUAUCAGGUACCUCAGAAAUAGCUUUAGCCGCUUAUCUAGCUGAUACAGUUUUAGAAUAUGGAAAUCUACCUUUAAAAUUGUGUUCAGUUAGUCGGUGCUACCGUGCUGAAACAUCCAGCAUUGCAGAAGAAAGGGGAAUAUUCAGGGUUCAUGAGUUCACAAAAGUGGAGAUGUUUAUUGUCACAAUGCCAGAGCAAUCAGAGGAUGCAUUAGAAGAACUGAGAAAUAACCAAGAAAAAUUGUUUGAAUCUCUUGGUUUGCACUUCAAAGUGCUCGACAUGCCUCCACAUGAACUAGGGGCACAGGCUUAUAGAAAGUAUGACAUUGAAGCAUGGAUGCCUGGAAGAAAUAUGUAUGGUGAAAUUUCCAGCUGCUCUAAUUGUACAGACUUUCAGUCAAGGAGACUGAAUAUUACUUAUAAAAUGCCUGAUGGUUUCGUAGAAUAUGUACAUACCCUAAAUGGAACUGCCUGUGCAAUUCCAAGGUUAUUGAUAGCCUUGGUAGAAACAGGUCAGGACUCAAAAGGUUUCAUUUCUGUUCCUAAUGUGCUGCAGAAGCACAUGAAGGGUAAAAGUGUUAUAGGAAAACAAAAAAAGAUUCCUGAGCUAAAAUUGAUUAAAAAUAAGAAAAAAUGAUUUUUUGUUUUAUUUUGCUGAAAAUAGCCUGAAACUGAAUGAUUUUUUUUAUUUGAGUGCCGAGGUCAAAAAUAUAUUAAAAGAUACUAAAGGGGUAAUAAAUUUGAGUUUUGCAUUUUUUUAGGUCACUUAUGGCAACUGUCAUAUAUAUCAGGAUAUCCUGAAAAAUAAUUUGCUUAUUGGGUACAACUUCUAAUAUAGCUUUUUUUUUACUAGUUCUCUAGGCAUUUUCCAAUUUAUUGUACUUUUUCUUCGCCAAAAAUCAGAGAAGCUUGCAAUUAAUUGCUGUGAA